Molecule: messenger RNA, 210 nt
Organism: Iphiclides podalirius (scarce swallowtail)
Lineage: Eukaryota; Metazoa; Arthropoda; Insecta; Lepidoptera; Papilionidae
Source: the annotation of a GenBank genome assembly
AUGUGUCGGGACGCGCUGGAAGUUGACUCUACGGCAGCGAGACUGCGAGUGCGGCGUUCGGCGGCCCCGCACGCUUAUAUACUCGCGGUGUGCGAAUGCGCCGCGCUCCAUACAAGGCGACGCGCGGCCCCGCGCCCGCCUUACGCGCUCCCCGCCCGCCCAACAAUAUUUCACGGUCUUAGGCUCUUAAUACUUACUUGUGGCCCUGUG